AUGUCGUCGUCGUCGUCGCGAUUUGUGGUGAACUCCAACGCCUUGUUCAUCUGCGGCACCGGCGAGGGCGCCAUCUUGGUAAUCGACGCCGGAACUGAUCUGAAUCACGCCUCCUACUCCUCACUGACCUGGAAGAUUGUGGCGGCCAUAACUGCCAACAAACUCACCGGCGCGACGAUUCCGCGGGGGACGAUGGUACACAGAGCGCUAGAAAUCUUCGGGACGGUGAUCGAAGGCGGCGACCUGGACAAAUUGCGGGACGAGCUCUUCGAUUCCAAGCUUCUGGUCAACCGCGACGGCUACCAGGUCAAGUACUGGAACAAGAACGGGAACGGAGCUGGUGGAUUCGUAAUCGGAGGCAGCGAGAUGGCGAAGCUGAACAACUUGUUCGGUUGGGGGAAGUACGGGGUGAAGCCGGCGAUGACCACCGUGUGGAACCGCUACGUGGCCAGGGGUGCGGUGAUGGUGGAUUACGUGGCAGCGGAGGAGAGGCGGAAGGUGACGGCGGCGGAGUCCGAGAAACAGAGGAAGAAGUUGCGAGAGUCGGUUUUGAGGGCGGCGGAGAAGGAGGAGAUUGUGGGGCACUACAAGCGGAUUUUGGAGGAGAAUAAGGAGGUCAUGUGGGAGAAGGAGAGUGUGAAAGAGCUGCUGAGGGAAGUGAUUGAAGAGAAGAACAGGGUGGUUGAAGAACAGAGCAGGGUUAUAAAGGAGAAGGAAGUGGAGAUUCGGAGCUUGAAGGCGGAGAAGAAGAAGAAGAAGAAGAUUGAAUCUGAAAAUGGGACUGCUGGGAUUGGGGAUUCGACAUUCAUGAAUCAGUGUUUCCUUCUUUUCUGCUUUUUUCUCUUUUUUGUUUCUGCUUGUGUAGGCCUUAGUGUGCCCUUGGUUUAG
Linum tenue is the source of this 888-nucleotide messenger RNA. Lineage: Eukaryota; Viridiplantae; Streptophyta; Magnoliopsida; Malpighiales; Linaceae. The record is from the annotation of a GenBank genome assembly.